This is a messenger RNA of Neocloeon triangulifer, 1302 nucleotides long. RefSeq lists its product as uncharacterized. The record is from RefSeq and is a predicted model, not a curated record. The coding region runs from base 157 to 819 and encodes 220 amino acids. NCBI's taxonomy places the organism in Eukaryota, Metazoa, Arthropoda, Insecta, Ephemeroptera, Baetidae. The transcript is spliced from 3 exons.
UGCACCGGCGAAUCUGAAUGUCAAGAGCAAGGCCAGCACUAUAAGAGGCAGGGUCACUCACUCGGCCAAACUCAUCCUCGCACCGACCUUGGCCAAGGGAAUAAGUCUUGUCAGACUAGCGAGUUGGAUUCGGAUAGAAGUUUUAGAACCAUUAAAAUGCAGGCGUUUCUCCAGCCAACGCUUCUUUUCCUGACCUCCCUGGCGCACCAAUCCAUGACCGGCGACGCGCAAGCCGUCUACCCCUCAUCGCCCUCGCCCUCAUAUCAAAACUACCCUGUGUACGCGAACAACCCUUACGCUGCGGCGCUGAGCCAGCAGACGUACUACCAGCCGCAAAGAGCCUACGCGCCCGCCUACAUGUCCCGAGUGCCCCUGAGAAGACCCGCCAGAUUCAGGCAACCCGCCAUGCAGCCAUUUUACUAUGACCCCCGACCUGCCAGGCCACUGUACAGCGCACCAGUGUCCCCAUAUUCCUACUACCCUGCUGCAGGACAGCAGCCCAUCGGACAGAUGGCCCAGUUGGUUCUGAUCAACGCAGCCACGGCGCAAUCAUUGGCGCAGAAUCCUCACAGGCAGAUAUUUGUUAUGCUGCAGCCGCAGAGUUUCAUGCAGCCGCAAGCUUUCAUGCAGCCUCAGCAGCCACAGACGCAAGUAGUGUCCAGAGCUGUACCCCAGUCGCAGCUUUUGCAGGCGCACCACCAGACGCAAACAAUAGUUGGUCAUCCCCAACAAGCCGACCCGAGUGCCUUCACGGUUGGAGCUUCAUAUAGCUACCAGAAUCAAGAGAUGGGCAAAGCGGUCGGCCACGGUAAAAAAUAAAGAGAGAUCCGCCAGUAUGACAGUUAACAAAAUAUUUAUUAUUCUCAAGAUAUGAAGCAUGCAUAAUAAUGCAUAAUAUUAAAGAAAACAAGCAUCGUGAAUUGCAGAUGAUACAAGACACAAACGGUUAAAAUAAAACUUAUUCUUAAAUUGCCUUUUUUAAUUAUUAUUAUUACUAUUUUUUUACCUCAAAAUGUUAUUUUUAAUGAAGAUUAUUUUUACAGGGAGCCAAUAAAUAUAAUUCCAAUCAUGUUUGUCUAGUACGAUCUUUCAUUCACGCUACUUUUGUUCUUUUAUUUUAUAUUCAAUAUUUCAGCUUGAUAUCUAUGGAAAAAUAAACACAUUAAGUUAAUUGAAUUAUUUUCCAGUAAUUAUGCUUAAUUUUAUUAUUGUUGCGUUGUAUUUUAUUUUGUCUGUGUGCCUAUUCGUUAUAAGUUAAAAAAGCUGUGAUUACUUCAAUAAACAUGAAUGACAUUUUCUGCA